UCGAAGUAUGUUUGUUUUCUUAUCUUAGAAAGAACGCGAAACAUGUGAGAAGAACUUCACGCAGCGGUGCGUACUUCAAGGGUGCACUUUCAUCACUAUCUGCUAGGCGGCGCACUUAGACCUUUGUCAGAAGGAAAACAUGGCGGCCUCCGGUUGAAAAACUGAGCGACAGAGAAUCUCGUGAUACCUUUUGACGGUAUCUUUCAGUUCUGGAAGCUCGGAGUUACGUGCAAUAAUCUACACCGCCUUGGCAUGAACGAAGAUGUCUUUAGAACAAACGGAAGGAGACUUGAAGAUCGCCAGGAGCCAGCUUAGGCAACGCGACGCUCGGACAGUGGAUGCACUGGUUCACGAGCAAUGGCUGUCCACCGUCAUCAAACAGAGGUGCCUGCCCAGAAAAUGUGCCCGUCCCCAGCACCUCUCCAAGUCAGAGCAGGCACUCUUACUGCAGCCAUCCACAAAGAAGGUGCCAGCCCAGUGGAGACGAAUUAGCAUAUCCACCAUCGCAAAGACAACUGAGCCUCAAAGAGUGCCUGUUGUCGACCCCCUGUGGGACGUUAUCCGGCCGUCCCAGGGCUUCAGCCAGACCAUGCAGUGUGUGAGCGCACAGAACUACAGGGACAUGUGGCAGCAGGCCUGUCACAAGUACGGCACCAGUACUCACAGACAGGAAGGACUCACACUCACAGCACAGGAGUUUAACAAGGAGACGCAGGCACUGUUGGAACAGCUUUACUGCUGUCCAGUGGUCAGCACUGACAGGGACAGCGACAGAGACCAGGAGAGGGAACCCGCCGACGCAGCUGUUCCCAGGUGCUCCAACCUGCAGGUGGUCCUGGGCAUGUUCGAGUCCCCGACGGCCUUCUACCUGAUCCAGCCAUACCUGGAGCACACCGUGGCGGACUGCGUCGUGUUCAGCCCCGCCAUGUUUGCCAACUCGUACGCCAAACAGCUGUUUGUGCUGUACCAGAUCCUGCAUGCUGUCCUCAGCUGUCACGACCUUGGUGUGCUGUGCGGCGAGCUGUCUCUCCAGGAUCUUGCGUUGGACGGCAAGCUGUGGGUCCGACUGCCGGCGCCCGACUGCCGGAGAAGGAUAGCAAAGGCGGGCAACGUUGUCAAAAAUAACCAUGUAACAACGACAAAGGACCUGACAUGGGAGGAGUCAGAACUGAGGAGCCUGACGCACAAGUGGGUACACAGACGCUUGUCGAAUUUCGACUACCUCAUGGUUCUGAACAGGUUCGCGGGACGGAGGAUGUGCGACCCUAACCACCACCCGGUCCUCCCGUGGAUCAUGGACUUCACCCAACCGCAGGGCGGGUGGCGGGACCUUACCAGGUCAAAGUUCAGGCUGAACAAGGGCGACCACCAGUUGGACCUCAUGUACGAGUCCGACAAUGUUGUGCCGUCCGUCAGCCAUGAUGUUGGUUCCCACGCGCAUGUACCGCACCACAUCACGGACGUGCUGUCGGACAUCACGUAUUACGUGUACAAGGCGCGCAGGAUGCCGAAGACCGUGCUGUGUACCAACGUGAGGAGUAACUGGGUCCCGGAGGAGUACCCCAUGAGCAUGCAGAGGAUCUACGAGUGGUCGCCCGACGAGUGCAUCCCAGAGUUCUUCUCUGAUCCCACCAUCUUCCAGUCCCUCCACACGGACCUUCCGGACUUAGAGGUGCCAUCUUGGUGCAGCUCACCACAGGAUUUUGUAGAGAAACACCGCGCUGCGUUAGAGAGCGAGUUCAUCUCACUGAGGAUCCACCAUUGGAUAGAUCUGACGUUUGGGUACAAGCUGUCAGGCAAAGAUGCGGUGAAGGCGAAGAACGUGUGCUUCCACCUGGUGGACAACCACACGCGCCCUGUGAACCACGGCAUGGUGCAGCUGUUCCACACGCCGCACCCGCUCAGGAAGUGUGGCGCCAACAGCUUCACCUGGGAGCCUCCGCCGGUACUGCAGCUGGGCAGGGCAAAUGGCAGGAGUACUGAGGUGGAGCAGGCAAAGAUGGUGCUUGAGGAAGACAGUGACAGUUUAACAGAGAGCGGGAGGUUGGACGUGGUGGAACCAGAUGUGUUCUACCCUGAUACAGAUUCCAUAGUGAUGCAGGGAGACAGUUUCUAUGGCAACCAAGAGACUGACACACAGACAGACGGCUAUGCGGCUUUGAAAUCAGCAUUACAGGUAUUUGGUGAGACCUAUGACAGACCAGUAAAUACUGGAACUGAGGAGCCCAGUUCUCUGGAGAAAGACAAGAAGAGUGGGAGGGGGAGACCUUUCUUCAGCAGAACUAGAACAGAAACGGAGCAUACCAAGUCUGAGACCCGACCGGAGGAGGCGCCCAUCAGGCUGCCCGAGGGGUUCAACCCGCUGGCCGCCCUGGUGCAGGUGGAGAGUGAGCUCAAGUUCAUGGCCACUGGUGCACAACAUGGCCAACACAAUCAGGUGAGCAGCAGUGACCAGUCAGUGUCGGGUGAGGAGGAGGAGGAUGAGAGUACCAUCUCCACCCAUCUCCUGACCCAGGACAUCACUGCUGUGGGCUGUCUGGUGGCAGAACUGAUGUUGGGCAGUAAGCUGGGAGUCCUCAGCCCUCAGGCCAACCUGCAGGAGAGGGUCAACAACAUCAGGAAACAUGUGCUAGAAUUACCCCGGCCCAUUCAGGAAUCAGUUGAGACCAUCCUCCAGCUGGACUGGAAGGAGAAGCCAUCUUCAGGCAGAGAUGACGUGUGUGCAGGUGACGAGAUCACUUCAGCUGGCCCCCCAACCUCCACCCUGGGCUCCCUACUCAACCCCCACACCAGCCCCUUCCCCUUUCCCCCAUACUUCCCCAAACUGCACGAGUAUCUCUCUCAACAUGUACAGCAGGAAAGGUCUGCUAGACAGGUCCACCUAGUUACCAAGUGGCUUCCAGAUCUUCUACCUGAACUGAACCAGGAAGGUUUAGAACUGUUGCUGCCAUAUGUGGUGUCCUUACUUGAGAGCCCGAAGUCGGGCGCAGAGGCCACCAUUUGUAUUUUCGAUAUCUUCGCGCAGUAUUUGGGACCGGCCAUGACGAGCCGCAAGCUGCUCAGGCCGCUGACAAAUCUCAUGGACCACGGGAAUGUGUCGCUGAGUUACGUCAAGCUCUUCCACAGGACGUUUCUACUUCAGUUGCUCGUCAGGUUUGGUCUCCAGACAUUUCUGGGACAGAUCGUCGGGCUGAUCGUCGAAGCCACGGCCGAUCUCAGAGACCCGUUAGCGGAACUGACUGCGAUUGGUCGGCUCUCACCUCCGGAAGAGGACGUUGACCUCGGCAUGGAUGCGCUUCAGCCGUCGUAUGAAGAAGAUGAGCAGGAAGAUCCUCUGAUGUACGAUAAUAUCACCACGGAGACUGGGAUGUCCUUUCCCAACGUAACAAGUAGAUCAUGCACUGACGGUACAGAUAACAACUUCUCCUUAGAGAGAUACCGACAGAAUGUGGAAAGAGUCAUAAGCGAAGGAGACAGCCAAUCGCUCAACGAAGAGGGCUCCACCUUCUCCGGAGACAUCCUAUUGGACGGCACGAGCAGCGACAUAGACAGAGACGACGAGGAAACGGAGUACUCCACGUCAGAAAGAAUUUCGCUCGUAGAUUGCGGAACUGAUGAAGACUCCUUGCAGGACUUUGCCAGAUCGGCGUCAUUGGGACCGGAUCAAAAUCUAGACAUGACCGAACUGGAGAGCUCGUCUUUACGCAGAGCAGAGCCGGGCACGAGUAAGGAGAACUUUUUUGUCGGGAGUCCCGGUGGGGUGUCGGUCCACAGUGUGUCCAGACUUGUGGUCAAUGAGGGGCAGGGUAGUGAUGAGGAGGAGGAGGAGCAGAGGAGCAGUGAUACGGAGGAGGUUGGGGAUCAGCAGGAAGAUACAGGACGUAGCCAGGUGGAUAGCAGCGGUGCUGUCUACAGCCUUGUCACAUCAGGUGAAAGUGGCAAGCAAGAGGUGGACCUGAACUUAAGCAUCUUAGAGGAGUUUGAAGAAGGUUUAACCGUGGCUGACGUUGCAGCAGACAGCAUCAUGUGGCUGGCAGACCGGCUGGGACCGGCCCUGACAGGUCGCUACCUGGGGAAGAACCUGCUGAAGCUGCUGAACAACUGUUACCAGGGACCUGAACAGCAGUGUCUGGUGGAGGGGGAGGGAGCAGAACAAGCCACAGUGUCUAGCAGAACUGUGGUAGGAGACCGACACUCACGGCUGGUUUUAAAGUGCCUGACGGACAUCGUCGUGAUGUAUGGAGAGUCUGUCAUCACGUCCCAGUAUAUCCCACACAUCACAUUCAUGGUGUCGUCUGGACGCAGUAGACUGAACAGUAAGAUGGAGGCAGGUCUGAUCGGAGCCAUGGUCCUGCUGAGGCACGUGGUGCCAUUCAUGUCCGACACCACCAUCAUGGACAACCUCAAGAUGCUGGAGCGUGAUAUCCUGAAGCCGCUGAUCUCGCUGGUCUCCAACCCGUGUGUGACGUUCCCCGGGAGCGGGCAGGCGCGGGCUGUCGUGUGUUACAAACUGGUGGACGCCAUGGUGCUCGUCACCCUGCGGAUUGGGCGGGAGAUGGCGCGGGAGGAACUCAACAAACUGCUCAGACAGUUCUUCAACUGUUUUGACCUCGUACAUGGGGAAGGCAACACCACAGAAGAGAGUACUGCAAUGCCCAAGGCGUCGUCCUUCAGUCUGUCGGACUCCAUGGAGUUUGUUGAGAUAAAGAUGGACACCAACACCAACACCUACAGGAUCGGGACCCCCAUCCGUAUCAACAGCAUCAGCCCACUGUCGUCAGACCCGCGCCGCAGCAGCAGGGUGAAACUCAACGCUUCUCCUGUCAUGCCCAAUGGCCUGUAUGAUGGGGAGGUGACCAGUUCCCAGAAGGAGGCUGGUAUGGAAGAUCUAAGGGUAGUCUUCACACCAGCUUUGGCACAUGCAGCAUUUAUUCCUCUCUGUAGACUUACUGGCAGUAUCCACAUGGAGCGUAUCCUAAAGAACCAUGACCUUAUAUGGAAGCUGUCCAGCACGUAUGAGACGGCUCUCUCCACGCACAAUCUGGGGGCGCAGCCGGGCACUGAUGUCCUGUCUGAUAACGAUGAUGAGACGCCAUCGUCGGAGAACAGAACGGCGUGGUUUGUGGACAUGGGUGCAAAAGUGAGUUCUCAGGAGAAGAGUGAAGACACGCAGGAGUUUGGCUAUAACGUCCAGAUGGUUGGGAACAGGAUAGAACUGAGGUCCGACCCAGCUCCGGAACCCGCGGCUAGUGCUGCGCCCAAACCCGCCAUCCAGACCAGGCUGCAGAAGCACUUCGCGGAGGGUCCGCCCGUCAUGGACGAGACCGUCUGUCCAAGCCGCGUGGACCUCCCCAGGAGCGAACGCCAUCUGAAGGGGAACUGGCAGGCGUACUGGGACUAUGAAAUAGUCUUUGAUACAGGGCUGGGAGAAAGAGACAACGUGUUUCACUUCAAUCAGAUCAAGUUACAAACAUUUCAUGGGCACAGUAACAGUGUGCGGUCCCUUUACAUCAUGGACAUGGAGAAUGCCUUCAUGAGUGCGAGCAAGGACAAAACGGUCAAGCUGUGGUCCAUCCGUAACCAUGGUGACGGGUACAGCCGGUCGGGGUGCCGCUGGACGUACACGCAGCACAGGAAGAGUGUGUUCCACGUGGGCAUGGUGGAGCCUCUGCGACUGGCGGCUUCGUGUGAUAGUAACGUUCAUCUGUGGGACCCGUUUGUUGGAGCGAUGGUGCGAGUGUUUGACUGCUCCAGGAACCCCAUCAGUGUCCUGUCCUGCCUCCCCCCUCCCCACACUGCCAUGAUCGCUGCCACAGCGGAAGCUACACUCAGAUUUAUAGACGGCAGAACGGCCAACUUUCAGCACGAGUUCCGAGUCACAGGAGGACAGUCAAUGGGUCUGAUCCGGUGCCUGUGUGUGAGUCCGUCAGGCACGUGGAUGGCUGUGGGGUUCUCCUCAGGUGUAGUGUCUGCCCUGGACGUUAGAACAGGCACUAUCAUCAAGAUUUGGCGGGCACACGAGGGAGAGAUUCUCCAGAUGAAAGCCUAUGACAACAACAGCUUCAUCUCCUCAUCAGUGGACCACAAUAUUGUUCUGUGGAGAGGGUUUGAUGGCAAACCCGCAUGCUUGUUCAAAGGACACAGUGAGCCGGCCCAUGCCCUCUGUCUUUACAACAACCAGGUGAUCUCUGCUACUGCCUCCAACAAGAUUGGCAUCCACAGUGCCUUAAACAGUAAGGCAUCCUUCACCCUGACCAAGCUCCGCUCGGAGGCUUUUAAGGGUGUGAUGACAGCGGCCACAGUGCUUCCUCUGAACAGACUCCUUCUCCUUGCCUCGGACAGCGGCAGCAUUCGCCUACUUGCAUAGCUAGGGCAGCUGGCUCAAUACGCAUUCCAUUUACUGCUGUGUUGAGGACAUUUUCUUUCAUUCUGUAUCUUACAUGUCUUAAGGGCUGUGUUUUUUUAUAAGGAGAUUUUGUAGAAACCUGACUUUUACACCUGAAGCUGUUGGAUAAGGAAAGGGAUUAUGAUAAAUACCAGUAAGCAUCUUGCAUAUUAUCAUAUUUCAAUGCUCCAAGAAACUGAUGUAACAAAAUAAGUAUUAAUGUGAAAUUUCUAUAAAAUGGAACACUAUUUUAUGCCUCUUCUGAAAGACAGAUGCAGCCCCAACCAAAAUGCCCUAACCAGGAUUGAACCAGGGUCUUCCAUUUGCAUACCAACUAAUUGGAAGCAGAAGCUCAAUUGUGAGGUUGUUAGCUGUUUAUCUAUAGAGACAUCCCACUUGCUUCCAGGUGCUCUGACAUAAAUCAUUAAAUGGACAUGUCUUAACAGUUACCAAAUCAUAAAGUGUAUUGCAUAACCCACAGUGCUUGUUCAAUAUGCAAGUAUUAACAAGUCUUUUACUUCGAGACUAUAUGCCAGUAUAUCAGAUUUUGUAGCUGUAUAUGAUCAGAACUGUACGCCAGUUAUUAUCUUGUAGUCUAGUGUUAUUGUCAGUACAUUGGCUAUUGGUAUUGUAGGCUAUCUCCAUAUCUAUUGGUCAGAAUGCAUUGGCUUGUUAUUUGCUGAUGUCAAGCUCUUUUGGCCAUCAAAGGAAAGAAAAUUAAACUUGGGUACUAGUGAAAUUUCGAAUCUAUGAUCAGAGCUAGAAUGUAUCUUUGUCUCAGUGUGUUUCUUUGUAGAGUCAAACAGCAAUAACAAAACUGAUGUGUUAUGUUCUGAUGCAUCUAUAUAAUACAUACAGGGCUAUUCAAAUAUUCAGUGUUGCCAUAUGCUUUUACCAGUAUCACCAUAAGUGGCAAGAGUUCAGAAUAUAUAAGAUUACGUCUACUAGGUACUGUACAAUACUAUGCUGCAGAACAUGUACUCUGUCUUGAGAGAGGGUCAGCAUGGGGGUCCCCACAACAAUUUACGCUGAAUUCAGAAGAUCCCCAUAUGUACGACAUUACGCCAAAAUCAAGGAAGGCAGUUACGCAAAAUUUGUUGGCCUCAACUUACGUGAGCAAGAUGAAUUCCCAGGAAUUAUGGGAAAUCACAAAAAUGUUGCCUACGCCUUACUGAAAAGAGCAUGCCGAAUCCGACCCUCUUGACAUUGUCAUGGUAUAUUAUGGUUGCCUCAUUACACAUUAUGUGAACGAGAAGGAUUUCCAUGAAUUGUAAAUCAAAAUAGUCUGCCUAUGCCUUAUGCAAAAGAGCUUGCAGACCCUUUGGAGAGGGUGAAUGUAUAUUGAGGUUUAAUGAUAAACAAAUUGAUGUUAGACAAUGCAAUGAUUUCUGUGCAACAAAGUCACACAAUUUCCUUGUACAUGUAGUGUGAUUUAUUAUGAUCAAAAUGUACAUUUGGCAGUGCCAAAUAUGUGUUGCUGGAAGUAGUAUACAAGACAAUGAAAUGCAAUUAAUUGUUUUAAGUGAACGUUUUGUUAGGGGAAUAUUGUCUGUUCAUCAAGGUCUUAGAAAUCAUGGAAAGCUUGUGUCAAGCUUGAUUGGUGCUGAAUGCUACAUCAUGUAUUUAUCUUUGUCAAACUUAAGACCUUAUUAUAUAUCUGUGGAAAAGCUAUUUGGUGAAUGAUGUACAAUUGAUACAGAGAAUAAAUUAUGAAGAAUCUGGGUAGCUGGGCUCAGAGUUAUUGUUAUAAUUGUUUGGCAACUCUGGCCGAUAUGUUUGUUUGUUUUUUCAUACUUGCCAUUUUGUGGGCUGGUUUAUUAUUAUAAUGUAGGGUUUGGUUGACAAAUACCAUAGUUACUUCACAGAGGAUCGUGCUAAUCUCCAUGCAGAUCCUACGGUAGCAUAAGAUAGUAUCAAAAGCUGGCAGAGGAGUCAAGCCGGCCUUAGGAGUGUGUUUCGCUACCGGAGAUCUGCCUGCACUGAAACAGGGAGGAGCAUUUCUAUUCAACAAUGGUGUUGCUGCCCCUCCCCGUAGCCAUGUGCUAAUGAUUUUACGAGCGACUUACACCACUGACCAGCACAUGUCGCUAGCCUGAUUGUUAAUACUGUUAUUAUUUGUAAAAUAGAUUAGUUUCUUAGAUUUUUAGAUACUAGCAACUCAUGUCAAACUGUUCUGUAUGUAUUGUAUGUACAAGUUGCCACACAUUGUAUCCUUUACAGUUGUCGUGCAAAUAAAGUUCUAUGUCCCAGU
Messenger RNA from Branchiostoma floridae (Florida lancelet), 8636 nucleotides. RefSeq names its product WD repeat-containing protein 81-like. The transcript is spliced from 28 exons. NCBI's taxonomy places the organism in Eukaryota, Metazoa, Chordata, Leptocardii, Amphioxiformes, Branchiostomatidae. Gene Ontology annotation, cellular component: mitochondrion. Bases 263 to 6367 code for a protein of 2034 amino acids. Gene Ontology annotation, biological process: aggrephagy. Gene Ontology annotation, molecular function: phosphatidylinositol 3-kinase regulator activity; protein binding. The record is from RefSeq and is a predicted model, not a curated record.